Molecule: messenger RNA, 645 nt
Organism: Eremothecium cymbalariae DBVPG#7215
Lineage: Eukaryota; Fungi; Ascomycota; Saccharomycetes; Saccharomycetales; Saccharomycetaceae
Gene: MRPL6
Product: mitochondrial 54S ribosomal protein uL6m
Exons: 1
Coding region: 1-645 (214 amino acids)
Biological process (GO): translation
Cellular component (GO): mitochondrial large ribosomal subunit; ribosome
Molecular function (GO): structural constituent of ribosome; rRNA binding
Source: RefSeq, a predicted model, not a curated record
AUGUCAUUCAUAUCACGGAGAUGCUUUUCAGUGGCUAAGACACUAUGCUCCCAUAUUGGCUCUUCGCCAUUAUAUUUGACACAAGAAACCAAGUUUUCCAUCUCGCAACUCUCACAACCAAAGGUGAUCAGGAAAGGGAAAAACACUUUAAAGCUCUCCAAGAGUGUUAUAGUUGAAGGUCCACUUGGUGCUAUAACCAUGGAUGUUCCAGACUUUGUCAACUUUGAGCAUUCCACAUCUACAGGCAAGAUUGACAUUAGCGUUACUGACAGCAAUGAUAAAAUUCAAAAAUCGAUGUGGGGUACGGUUAGGUCUAACUUAGCAAAUCACAUCACUGGUGUAAACGAAGGCCAUAUGGCAUUUUUAAGGUUUGUUGGUACCGGUUACAGAGCUCAAUUGGAGAAUGAUGGCAAGUUUGUCAAUGUCAAAGUCGGUGCUUCAAUAAUGCAAGGUCUACCCGUACCUGAUGGGAUCACUGUUAAAUCUCCAACAUCGACUUCCUUGAUUAUAGAAGGUUGCAAUAAGCAGCAAGUCUGUUUGUUUGCUGCAUGUUUGAGGAAGUUCCAUCCUCCAGAACCGUAUAAAGGUAAGGGUAUCUAUGUGAACGAUGAAACAAUUAAAUUGAAAGAUAAGAAGAUCAAAUGA